AUGACAAGUGAUGAUAGACAACCGACCUCAGUCCAGGUCGGAAGUCAGAUGACCUGUGCAGAUGGAAUCACCCAGGACGGAGGACCUGCCGACCAGGUCGGAGGGCCUAUGGAGGAAUGCGAGUGCAUCCCCGUACAACCCCAAUCGGAAGCGCAACAAAUCAGGACGGAGCCGAGCUCAAGCGACGGGGCGCACCAGACCUCACCAAUCCGAGCUCAAGCUGCCUUCGAUCCAACUGCGCUUAUGAACGCCUUCGCCGCACAGAUGCAAGAGUUGGUCAGAAGCAACGACGCGAAGUUCGCAACCCUCACCGCACAGAUCUCCAGCCUACAGCAAGAGAGUCCAAUCAGAAGACGGAACCUCAUUAGUGACUUCCAAGAGGAGCGAGACCCGCAAUGCACAGCGGCACGGUCAGUAGUUCAGCAGUACCAGCAGACAGAGAGCCCAUCUCAGCACGUGCGAGCUCAACCAACAGCACGCGACCUGGAGAUUGAGCGGAUGCAGGCUCAACUGCGAGAGAUCAGUUCAAAGUUUCACCAAGCCACCAGCUCGGCACCCGAAAUCGACCGUGUAAUCCGGGAAGCACAGAAAACACCGUUCACUUCCCGAAUCACCAACGUCCCCGUCCCAAACUUAGAAAUGUUUAAGCUACGAUCGUACGAGGGGAACUCCGAUCCGAGGCAUUUCCUUACCUCGUUCGGUAUCGUAAUUAACCGACUGAAGUUUACCUCGGCCGAACAGAAGGACGUGAUUCAAUGCCAGUUGUUCGUCGAACACCUCGAAGGCAUUGCUCUAGACUGGUUCUCAAGAUUGGAGUCCGACUCCAUCGACAACUACAAUGAACUCUCGACAAAGUUCGCAAAGCAUUUCUCGAUGUUCAUCGGACAGAAAACUCGUAACUCCGAGCUGUGGGAGAUAUCACAGGGCGAGAAUGAGUCGCUCCGAGACUUCAUGGCACGUUUCAAGCAGAUCGUAGCACACUGCACAGUGGACGAUGAAGCCGCUCUCGAGGCUUUGUAUCAGAAAACGUGGUAUAAAUCCCCCUUUCACAAAGAGCUUCGCAGGAACAGACCGCUCACCCUCGAGGAUGCGCUCCAUAAGUCAAACAUCUUCAUCGCGGAAGAAGAAGAAGAACCCGCCAAGGAUCGGCAGUAUUCAACCCUAAAGUCAGGCCAAACGCCAACCCCCAAAGAGAGCUCGGAAACGAAGGCCCAGCCCGGGAAACCGCGCGGAGUAGUAAACCAAGCAGGACCGUCGAACCAGAGGACAGGACGACCUCCAAAAUCUUGGAACACAUGGCACAAGGACGACGAUACGCCACUGAGUGAGCGUUUUUGCGAGUAUCACGAGCGAUAUGGGCAUAGCACGGAGGAAUGCCGAUAUUUGAGGGAUUUCUUACUUCAACAGUUCCGCAAGGGCGAGAUCGACACCGUGGAUUUGCCUAAACCAGGACCUCGGCGGCCGAACCCGCGACCAAACAAACCUGGCAAUCAAGAAGCUGCCAAGGCAACCGACUCCGAUGAUGAACAGGUCGCUCCCCCUAAACGAGACCGCGAAGCACCUAAUAGAGAGGCGAACGUGCCCAAAACCAGGAAGAAGGUCAAUAUGAUUAUGGGAGCCCUCGAAUCAUGCAACUACUCUGCCUGA
This is a messenger RNA of Eutrema salsugineum, 1647 nucleotides long. RefSeq lists its product as uncharacterized. Lineage: Eukaryota; Viridiplantae; Streptophyta; Magnoliopsida; Brassicales; Brassicaceae. The record is from RefSeq and is a predicted model, not a curated record. Bases 1 to 1647 code for a protein of 548 amino acids. The transcript has a single exon.